CUUUGCUCCCCCCCCCCCAGUCCCUGUAACAUUCCCAGGGAAAGUGCUGCAGCUCCAUCCGCAGAACCUCUGCUUUCUCUCUCCCUGUCCCUCUCUCUUCCUGUGUGGUGGCUUCUUCUCCUCCUCCUCCUCCUCCUUCUCCUUCUUUUUUUCAAAAAAUCAGGUGCUCUGAAUGAAAAGCCAGUCAGAGGCAGGGAGAGACAGAGGAAACUCUCCCCCCCCACCCCUGCUCUUCUUCCUCCCCCACCACCGCUCGCCUGCUGUCCAGAGUUCAGUGAUGCUCGGAGAAUUAAGCCUGAAUUAAAUGCAAGCAGGAUCUGUCCUGGGGAGGGGAAAAUACUUCUAGCAGCAGAGAAGUGCUGAAGCAAAGAGGGGAAAAAAGGGAAAGAAGAUUGAGAAUUCGACAGUGUUGUUUGGGUUGGACACUCCGUCAGCCAGAGAAAGAGGAUUUAAGGUUUCAGCGAUGCACAGACGGAAAGUGAGCUGUUCCAAAGUGCUCGGGUGCGUGUGCCGCUGAAGGGGUACCGAAAACGUAUUCUACAGCAACGAGUGUCAUUUAUCCUGCAGCCAAAGGCGUUGGAAAGGACAGUCAGAAGUGAAGAACUAUGGUAAUACGACAGGUCCUGCCACUGGGGCUGCUCUGUGUGUGCCUGUUGCAACCCUGUUUGACUGCCAUGGUGUUCACCAGGACUGCAGACCACCAGCCAAAAAGCUUUGCGACCCGUGGAGCAGGGAACGACGGCAAAGCGCUGCACCGCCAGAAACGAGGCUGGAUGUGGAACCAGUUUUUCUUGCUUGAGGAAUACACUGGGUCAGAUUACCAAUAUGUAGGCAAGCUUCACUCUGACCAAGACAAAGGAGACGGUUCUCUCAAGUACAUUUUGUCAGGAGACGGGGCCGGCACUCUUUUUGUUAUUGAUGAGAAAACAGGUGACAUUCAUGCCACAAGAAGAAUUGACAGGGAAGAAAAGGCCUUCUACACCCUACGUGCCCAGGCUAUUAACAGAAGAACGCUGAGGCCCGUGGAGCCUGAAUCGGAGUUUGUCAUCAAAAUCCACGAUAUCAACGACAACGAGCCAAUGUUUCCGGAAGAGGUUUAUAUCGCAAGUGUUCCCGAAAUGUCAAUGGUUGGUACUUCUGUGGUCCAAGUCACAGCCUCGGAUGCCGAUGACCCUUCUUAUGGGAAUAGUGCCAGAAUCAUCUACAGCAUCCUCCAGGGCCAACCAUACUUCUCUGUGGAGCCAGAAACAGGUAUUAUCAGAACAGCUCUACCAAACAUGAACAGGGAAAACCGGGAGCAGUACCAAGUUGUCAUCCAGGCCAAAGACAUGGGAGGCCAGAUGGGUGGAUUAUCGGGGACCACGACAGUCAACAUCACCCUGACGGACGUCAACGACAAUCCGCCUCGAUUCCCCCAGAGCACCAUCCACCUUCGCAUUCCAGAAUCUUCCCCGGUUGGAACGGCCAUUGGAAGCGUAAAAGCCACGGAUGCAGACAUCGGGAGAAAUGCAGAACUGAAGUACCAAAUUAUUGAUGGCAAUGACAUGGAUUUGUUUAGCAUUGUGACCCAGAAUGACACACAGGAAGGCAUCAUACUUAUACGAAAGCCACUGGACUACGAGGCUCGAGGGCUGUAUACAUUGAAAAUUGAGGCAGAGAAUCUAUAUGUAGAUCGGCAAUUUUAUUAUCUUGGGCCUUUCAAAGAUACAACAGCUGUGAAAAUCUCUGUAGAAGAUGUGGAUGAGCCACCUGUCUUCAGCAGAUCCUCGUACCUUUUUGAGAUACAUGAAGAUAUCGAGGUUGGCACAAUCAUAGGAACUGUGAUGGCCCGAGAUCCAGAUUCUGCUUCAAGCCCUAUCAGGUAUUCCUUGGAUCGUCACACUGAUCUUGACAGAAUUUUCAACAUUCAUUCUGGAAAUGGGUCUAUUUAUACUUCCAAGAUGCUUGACCGAGAAACCUCCCAGUGGCACAAUCUUAGUGUAAUGGCAGCUGAGAUCAACAACCCCAAAGAGAUGACUCGUGUUUCUGUUUAUGUUCGAAUCCUGGAUGUGAAUGACAACGCUCCGCAGUUCGCUGUUUUCUAUGAUACUUUUGUAUGUGAAAAUGCCAGAGCGGGCCAACUAAUACAAACUAUAAGUGCCAUAGACAAAGAUGACCCCCUUGGCGGACAGAAGUUUUUCUUCAGUUUAGCUGCUGUGAAUCCCAACUUUACAGUCCAGGAUAGCGAAGAUAAUACUGCCCGCAUUUUGACGAGAAGGAACGGCUUUAGUCGGCAUGAAAUCAGCACGUAUCUGCUGCCAGUGGUGAUAUCAGACAAUGACUACCCCAUCCAAAGCAGCACUGGGACACUGACUAUCAGAGUGUGUGCCUGUGACAGCCGGGGAAACAUGCAGUCGUGUAAUGCGGAAGCUCUGCUCCUUCCAGCGGGUCUCAGCACUGGAGCUCUUGUUGCCAUUCUCCUCUGCAUUAUUAUUCUACUGGUUAUAGUGGUGUUGUUUGCUGCUCUGAAGAGGCAGCGAAAGAAAGAGCCUCUGAUCUUGUCCAAGGAGGACAUCAGAGACAACAUCGUGAGUUACAAUGACGAAGGUGGUGGCGAAGAAGACACACAGGCUUUUGAUAUUGGCACGUUGAGAAAUCCCGCAGCUAUUGAAGACAAGAAGCUCCGUCGAGACAUUAUACCAGAAACAUUGUUUAUACCACGGAGGACUCCUUCUGCUCCAGAUAAUACAGAUGUCCGAGAUUUCAUUAACCAAAGGCUAAAAGAGCAUGAUAAUGACCCCUCCGCCCCUCCAUAUGACUCCCUGGCAACAUACGCCUAUGAAGGAAAUGAUUCUAUAGCUGAAUCCUUGAGUUCUCUAGAGUCUGGCACUACCGAGGGAGACCAAAACUAUGAUUACCUCAAGGAAUGGGGCCCUCGGUUUAAUAAGCUUGCUGAGAUGUAUGGUGGAGGAGAAAGCGAUAAGGACACUUCGUAACCUACAGUAGGAAAUACAGUUGUGGGGUAUUUUUUUUGUCCAUUUGAGAGGAAGUAACUUUACAGACACCUUCCCCACUUGACAAUAUUUGAUGUUCAGGAACCUUCUCCUGUCACUCAGCACAAUGAUUUCUCUUUCUCAUUUUGCUUUGAAUUUUGCUCAUUAAUCUCUUUUAUUCUUUCUUGUAGAACGGCACUUGGAAUACAUGCAGUAUUUUAUUUAACCCCUCCCAAAAGCCAAAGCUAUUGAAAUUCAGUAUCAUCCAUUUUAUUAAGAAAAAAAGAAGAUACACUAUGCUUGAGCAGGAUUAUAGUCUCUCAAGCAACCUUAGGUACAAACUUCUUCUGUUAACUACACAUUCUACACUUUCAAGCUCAACUUUUUAGAAGCCCCGACCACGAUCCACAAACGGUCAUGCAAGCACAUUUCACAUGCACCAUUUUUUGGGGGGUUAAAAAGUUAGAAACUGCCUACACAAGAUACUAAGGCCCCUUCCGCACAUGCAAAAUAAUGUGUUUUCAAACCACUUUCACAACUGUUUGCAAGUGGAUUUUGCUAUUCCGUACAGCUUCAAAGAGCACUGAAAGCAGUUUGAAAGUGCAUUAUUCUGCAUGUGUGGAAUGAGCCUAAGACUGUUUUGAAACUGUUUCAUGGAGAGCACUCCCACUAAAGUCUGCAAGCCUUGAAAACAAUGCACUCUUAAAAUACAAAAAAAUAACUCUUCUUAAUAAGAAGGUCCACCAGUUUUUUCAGUAUAUUGACUGGCACCAUUUGGAGAUGGGGGUUUAUUUCUGUUUUCUUUCUUUCUUUCUUUCUUUCUUUCUUUCUUUCUUUCUUUCUUUCUUUCUUUCUUUCUUUCUUUCUUUCUUUCUUUCUUUCUUUCUUUCUUUCUUUCUUUCUUUCUU
Molecule: messenger RNA, 3880 nt
Organism: Sphaerodactylus townsendi
Lineage: Eukaryota; Metazoa; Chordata; Lepidosauria; Squamata; Sphaerodactylidae
Gene: CDH10
Product: cadherin 10
Exons: 12
Coding region: 606-2975 (789 amino acids)
Biological process (GO): multicellular organism development; cell-cell junction assembly; adherens junction organization
Cellular component (GO): catenin complex; adherens junction; plasma membrane
Molecular function (GO): calcium ion binding; cadherin binding
Source: RefSeq, a predicted model, not a curated record